Oncorhynchus nerka (sockeye salmon) is the source of this 1869-nucleotide messenger RNA. Its product is annotated as collagen alpha-1(III) chain-like. Gene Ontology annotation, cellular component: extracellular matrix. NCBI's taxonomy places the organism in Eukaryota, Metazoa, Chordata, Actinopteri, Salmoniformes, Salmonidae. The record is from RefSeq and is a predicted model, not a curated record.
AUGCUGACCAUCAACAUGGGGGGGGGGGUUCCUCCCUGUUCUCCACUGUGUGGCCACGACUCAAACACAAUUAAGUCUGCUGAUGAUACAACGGUGAUAGGACUGAUCACUGACAACGAUGAGGCAGCAGUGUUGUGCCAGGACAACCUCUCUCUCAGCGUCAGCAAGACAAAGGAGCUGAUCGUGGACUACAAGAAACGGAGGGCCGAGUAUGCCCCCAUUCACAACAACGGGGCUGUAGUCGAGUGGGACGAGAGUUUCAAGUUCCUUGGUGUCCACAUCACUAAGGAUCUAUCAUGGUCCACACACACCAACACAGCCAUGAAGAGGGGUUAUUUUAUUAACUCCAACCAAAACAGCCAGGGCCAGCCAGGGGAGACCAGGGGAGACCAGGGGAGACCAGGGGAGGCCAGGGGAGACCAGGGGAGACCAGGGGAGACCAGGGCCAGCCAGGGGAGACCAGGGGAGACCAGGGGAGACCAGGGGAGACCAGGGCCAGCCAGGGGAGACCAGGGCCAGCCAGGGGAGACCAGGGCCAGCCAGGGCCAGCCAGGGGAGACCAGGGCCAGCCAGGGCCAGCCAGGGAGACCAGGGCCAGCCAGGGGAGACCAGGGCCAGCCAGGGGAGACCAGGGCCAGCCAGGGGAGACCAGGGCCAGCCAGGGGAGACCAGGGCCAGCCAGGGGAGACCAGGGCCAGCCAGGGAGACCAGGGCCAGGGGAGACCAGGGCCAGCCAGGGGAGACCAGGGAGACCAGGGAGACCAGGGAGACCAGGGCCAGCCAGGGAGACCAGGGAGACCAGGGGAGCCAGGGAGACCAGGGCCAGCCAGGGGAGACCAGGGCCAGCCAGGGGACCAGGGAGCCAGGGCCAGCCAGGGCCAGCCAGGGAGACCAGGGCCAGCCAGGGGAGACCAGGGCCAGCCAGGGGAGACCAGGGCCAGCCAGGGGAGACCAGGGCCAGCCAGGGGAGACCAGGGCCAGCCAGAGACCAGGGCCAGCCAGGGAGACCAGACCAAGGGAGACCAGGGCCAGCCAGGGGACCAGGGCCAGCCAGGGGGAGACCAGGGAGACCAGGGCCAGCCAGGGGAGACCAGGGAGACCAGGGAGACCAGGGCCAGCCAGGGGAGACCAGGGCCAGCCAGGGGAGACCAGGGCCAGCCAGGGGAGACCAGGGCCAGCCAGGGGAGACCAGGGCCAGCCAGGGGAGACCAGGGCCAGCCAGGGGAGACCAAGGGAGACCAGGGCCAGCCAGGGGACCAGGGCCAGCCAGGGGAGACCAAGGGAGACCAGGGCCAGCCAGGGGAGACCAGGCCAGGCCAGCCAGGGAGACCAGGGCCAGCCAGGGGAGACCAAGGGAGACCAGGGCCAGCCAGGGGAGACCAGGGCCAGCCAGGGGAGACCAGGGCCAGCCAGGGGAGACCAGGGAGACCAGGGCCAGCCAGGGGAGACCAGGGCCAGCCAGGGAGACCAGGGGAGACCAGGGCCAGCCAGGGGAGACCAGGGCCAGCCAGGGAGACCAGGGCCAGCCAGGGAAGCCAGGGGCCAGCCAGGGAGACCAGGGGGAACCCAGGGCCAACCAGGGGAAGCCAGGGGAGACCAGGGCCAGCCAGGGGAAGCCAGGGGAGACCAGGGCCAGCCAGGGGAGACCAGGGGAAGCCAGGGCCAGCCGGGGGAAGCCAGGGCCAACCAGGGGAAGCCAGGGGAGACCAGGGCCAGUACUGUUCCACUCGAGGCCAGUGGCCAUCGAAGAUCAACAUUUACCUACUGAUGUCAGUUACGACGCUGAACUGCAGUCAAGUCAAGACCCUGGUGAGGAAGAAGGGCACACAGAUGAGCUUCCCUGAGGUGGUUUAUGACAGUCUGUGCUGA